This is a messenger RNA of Ctenocephalides felis (cat flea), 2995 nucleotides long. It is a transcript of the gene sima, whose product is annotated as hypoxia-inducible factor 1-alpha. The record is from RefSeq and is a predicted model, not a curated record. Lineage: Eukaryota; Metazoa; Arthropoda; Insecta; Siphonaptera; Pulicidae. Bases 187 to 2745 code for a protein of 852 amino acids. The transcript has 11 exons. Gene Ontology annotation, molecular function: DNA-binding transcription factor activity, RNA polymerase II-specific; RNA polymerase II transcription regulatory region sequence-specific DNA binding; protein dimerization activity. Gene Ontology annotation, biological process: regulation of transcription by RNA polymerase II; cellular response to hypoxia.
GUCAGCUGAGCGUCAGUGUGCUUUUGCCUUACAGUCAAGUGAUCGUAUCGUAUUGUUGUAAGUGAAAAUGCUUGUCGAAAGUUAAGUGACAAUUGAUGAAAUUAGUCUAAAUAAAGUGAAUCGCGAAUAAAUAAAUGUGGCGAUACAUUAAAUCUUCAUUAUUAGUGAACAAGGAACUGAUUUAAUAUGGAAGAUAAGCCUGUGAAGCCAUGUAAAGAGAAGCGAAGGAACAAUGAGAAGCGUAAGGAAAAAUCCCGGAAUGCUGCACGAUACCGCAGAUCACGGGAGACCGAGAUUUUCACUGAGCUGGCGGAAUGUUUGCCUCUUGCUAAAGAGGACACGGACCAUCUUGACAAGACCUCAAUAAUGCGACUGACAAUCUCGUAUUUGCGAAUCCGAGCUGCCGUACCUCAAAUUGUUCCAGAAGAGGAUAUUUGCUCAACCUCAUUAUCGAAUAAGGACAAUGAAAACUUCUUAUUACAGGCGCUUGGAGGAUUUUUGAUCAUGAUCUCACCUGAAAACGAUAUCGUAUACGUAUCAAGCAAUGUCAACGAAUAUCUUGGAAUUACUCAGAUCGAUUUAAUGGGUCAAAGUAUGUUCGACUUCAGUCAUCCUUGUGAUCAUAAUGAAAUUAAAGAAGCCACUUCCACCAAACUCAAGCCAACAAAAGAUGUAUACUCACUUUUCUUAAGGUUAAAAUGCACGUUAACGAGUAAAGGAAGGAAUGUUAAUAUUAAAUCGGCCACGUAUAAGGUAAUUCACUGCACGGGCCAUAUUUUACAAGAAAACGACAAUGAAUGCAAAGACAACAAGAAACUUGCAGGGUGUUUUCUAGCAGUAGCAAGACCUAUUCCACAUCCAUCGAAUAUUGAAAUUCCUUUAGACUCGAAAACUUUUCUUACUAAACAUAAUAUGAAAUUGAGGUUUACCUAUGUCGAUGACAAAAUGAAGGAGUUACUGGGCUACGAAUCGGAAGAUUUGUUGGAUAGUUCAGUAUUCGAAUGUCAUCAUGCCGAAGACUCUCAGAACUUGGUUUCAAGUUUUAAAUACUUGAUCUCCAAAGGCCAGAGCGAAACUCCGCAAUAUAGGUUUCUGUGCCGCGAUGGGGGCUACGCCUGGGUGGUUACUCAGAACACAAUUAUAUACGAUAAACUAAUGAAGCCACAAAGCAUUGUCAGCGUACACUAUCUCAUAAGCGGAGUUUUGCACCGAGACGAGAUCUUCAGCAGUUCUCAAUUAGCAGCUAGCGAGAAGACGAAAUCCGUGGUGAAGGUCGAAUGUUCUUCGACCACCAGCGACACCAACAAUAACCUGAAUGAUUUAAAUUCCCAACCAGUUACUGAAAAUUAUCCAGUGUUUCCAUCGAUUACUCCUUUGCCGCCCUGCGUUCCAACAUCGGUCACUGCAGAUAUCUUCAGUGUUCUGUCCGAUGCUGAAGCCAUACCCUUGCGCACCGAAACGGCCACUGCUAAGAUCUUCGCGCCGCGUACGAAAGAAAUGAACACAGGAUUUCUUACGUUUGAUGAUGAAGUGGGAAAGACAGUACUCAAAGAAGAGCCAGAGGAUUUGACCCAUUUGGCCCCAACUGCCGGAGAUGUCUGCAUACCCCUGCAGCCUCCUAUAGAUGCAGGAAGUGGCUACACGGUAGCCGAUGCCUUUGAUGAGUUUGUAUUAGCGACGGAUACAGAAACAUAUCUUAUGGCAUCAGCAGAAGUCGAUAACAACCUGAAUUGCAGCUCAUCAUCCGAUGAUCAUUUAUUGGACUAUCGCGAUAAUAAUAGUUCUGAUAAAUUUUGCUUUGAACCUUUGUCACCCAGCUUGUCAUCGAGUUCAUUAAAGAGGGGUGGUAGUAUGCCUCCACUAUGCAGUCCCGGAACGUCUUCACUUCUAGUGGAUGACGGAGGAGGUGGAGACGGAGGAGGCUCCACAUUUAAUUCCAACACUCUGGAAAAUGAUUUCACUUCCACACCAGACAGUUUACUGUCGGGAGAUUUGGACAUUCGAGCUCCAUACAUUCCAAUGAACGGAAUUGACGAUCUGCCGUUACUCAUGUCGGAAGAUUUGAUGUGGGGAGCUCUGCCUGAUCAUGUGGAUUUACAUAAGGAUAUACAUACGACGAGAAAGCAUGAAAAUCAUGUAAAUAUUGUGCCAAGUGUGUCGCCAGUACCACUAGAGCUAGUAGAGGAGGCAUCGGCUUUAGCACAAUUACUCAGUGCUGAUUCGACGGAUUUGUUUGGUUCUACAAAGAGUUCUUCCUGGGGCUUGAAACUGGACAAAGUGAUGGAUUUGCAAAUAGAAGCAGCUAUGACAACAGCUCCGACCACAGCUCCGACGACAGUUGCGACGACCGGGACAGAAAUCGCACAUUUAGAGAAACUGCCUUCCAAACGACCAAGCAGUCAGAGUUUGCGCAACAUAAGCAAACGCGCGCGAAACUCCGAACGUCACACGACCGCGUAUCAGUCGAAUAAACGUAUACCUAUAGUAUUAAACGGCAAAAACCCAAUUAACACAUUUCAGCAAUCCUCUUUAGAAGAUACACUAUCUGAUUUCGAUUGCACUCCGGAAAACUACUCGAUCUCUUCCCGGCGGAACGCCAACGCGAAUGUCAACUCGACGCCGCCUCAGGUUAUGAAACAAACGUCGGAUUCCGUUCUGAUGAAUUUAUUGGUGAGUGGAUGCGAUGUAAGUGCCGGGUAUCUUUGUAUUUUACCUCAUAACACACUAAGAUUGGAGAAGAUCUAAUGUAUAACAUUUUUGAUAUUUUUAUUUAUAAAGUAACUGCAUAAAACCUUUUGUGUUUAGUUAGUAUAUAAAUCGAAGAUUCCUGUUUUUAAGUUUUUAACUUAAACACUUGUCGCGUUCAGUACAUCCACAUGUUGACCUUCUAUUGAAGUUGAAACAUGUGCAUAUGAUAUGUGUUGAUCGCAAUUUGUUAACUUUUAUGUUUAAUAGAGAAAAAUAGUUUUUAUAAGUCUUUAUAAUAAAUAUUUGU